This is a messenger RNA of Protopolystoma xenopodis, 1026 nucleotides long. The record is from the annotation of a GenBank genome assembly. Lineage: Eukaryota; Metazoa; Platyhelminthes; Monogenea; Polystomatidea; Polystomatidae.
GACUCUGUGCUCAUCACUCAGCUGGCUGAGACUAUCCGACUAUUCCGCCAGUUGCAUUCGCACGUCCAUCUUGCCCCGGCCAAAACUAGACCAUUCCAUCCCGAUAGUUCCUCUAUUAGCCGACAUUCAAAUGGCGCUCCAGAACCUGGACAGAUGGCCCAUCAUCAUGACAGCUCUCAGGAUGAGCGCAAUAUUCUUUUCCCAGACCGAGUGUCAAUUGCUCGGAGAGAAUGGGACCAUACUCUUAAGAAUGAAUCCCGGACAGAAAGAGAGACUGGUGAAUGUCUCGCUGGGGCUGGACUCUUAGGCACCAGGAAAAAUGCAUCUGCAGUUGUGGAAGUGCAAAGGAGGCCGGAAGGUUAUCUGCUUGCCGGCUGCCUCGAUGAAAAUUUGCAUCAUCAGCAUCACCAGCAGCGCAAGCACCCGUCGCUUAUCAGUCGUCUCUUGUCCGGUUUAUAUAACACUGGACGUCGGAGACGGCCUUAUCUCGCCUAUUUGAUGCGCACUCGGCAUCAGCUUGCUCUUCUCAAACAACAUUCACUGCUCUUGCGGAAAAGAUCGGAGCAAUCACACCGGCAGUUGCGACAGUAUGUAAUUUCUAUGUGCCUUGCCGACUUCCUUACUCUUCAUGCCGAUCGGAUCUCUGCCUCAAUCGCCCAGCUUACGGGCAGUUCUCGCUCAUCCGUCACUAACAUUGGCAGCAAUAUCGUCUCAUCUCCCUCGUCUUCAUUUCCUCCACCGACAACCUUCAUGCCAAUCGAAUCCCCCUGUGACGUUGUCACUCGCCUACUGGCCGAUCUGUCCGCCAGUCUUGAGCAAACACCUCUUAUGCGUCAGGCUGCUCUCGAACCGGCCUCAAAUGCUGGUUCUAUUCCUGUUGUCAAUAGUAGCUUUUGCCGGCAGUCGACCGAACCUAGCAUCAAUCGGCUGGCCAGGGAUUACUUAGAGCGGCUAGUGAUGGGUCAGAUCUACCAGGUGAUCUUAUGCACAAACGAUGCCUCGGCAGAGCAAGAACGAGAUUUGUGA